UAUUUCGCGAAUCCGCAAGGUGGACGGUGUGUGGACUUGCCUUUAUAUUUAUUAAGGUGUUUUGUGACUUGUGUUUUUAUUAUUUAUGUGGCGUUUGAGAAGGGUCUAAUUAAUAGGUUAAUUUGUUGAAUUUCUCUCGGAAAAUUUUUCAGAAAACAAAAUGGCGUUUUUAUCAAGAUGGCUGCUGUUGACAGCGUGUCUAGUCACCAUUAUAAGAGGCGAUGACAUUGACAGAGCGGCAAGGAAGGAUGUCGUGAUAAAGUUAUUGAGGGAGAUGGUGAAUCAAACUAAAGCUGAUACGCUUAACUUGCCAGCGAAUGCUUCAUCUAUAAGAGAAAAUAUCACAGACACGUUUAGCUGCGAGAACCGAACCUAUGGCUACUAUGCUGACGUGGACAACGACUGCCAAGUUUUCCACGUGUGUCUGACGUCACAGGGGGCUACGGGGCGCAACACUACGUAUAGAUGGAGCUUCAUUUGUCCCAAUGAGACCAUUUUCAAUCAGGAAGUCCUGACCUGCACCAGACCACGCGACUCCAUUGACUGCGAAGACUCACCUAUGUUCUACCACCUGAACAUGGAAAUUGGCAAGGAAACCAAUGAUACUGAACAAAACGAACUCAACAAACCUACUGACGACAAAAAUGAAUCCAAACAACCAGAGAACAAACCUCAAAGAAGAAGACCGGUGAAGAAACAGAACCUGAUCGUUGAUGAACUAAUGAAAGAAGUAAAAAAGGAAAAUAUUCUAGCUGAAGAAUUAGAUGAAGAACUUAUCCCAGUUGUUGAAGAAACAGAGAAAGUAGAAGAUCUUGACAAUAAUGCAGAACUAGAAAGACAACAGGAGAAGAUUCAAGAGGCACAAAAUGUAGAAGAUAAGAGUACAGAGAAGAAGGAAGUAGAAGAAACAAGGCCAGUAGUACAAGAAGUCGAUGCAGAAUAUGUUAUGAAAGGGAAAAGAAUGGAGAACGCAAGACUUAGUGCUGAGAGAAGUUUGAGAAGAGGAAGGAAGAUCAAUAGAGGCAGUUAUAGGUUUCAGUCUGGCCAUUAAGUAAUUCCGUAAAUAAAGUAA
This is a messenger RNA of Pectinophora gossypiella (pink bollworm), 1072 nucleotides long. RefSeq lists its product as uncharacterized. Gene Ontology annotation, molecular function: chitin binding. NCBI's taxonomy places the organism in Eukaryota, Metazoa, Arthropoda, Insecta, Lepidoptera, Gelechiidae. Bases 161 to 1051 code for a protein of 296 amino acids. The record is from RefSeq and is a predicted model, not a curated record. The transcript is spliced from 5 exons. Gene Ontology annotation, cellular component: extracellular region.